This is a messenger RNA of Lolium rigidum, 1715 nucleotides long. RefSeq names its product molybdate-anion transporter. Gene Ontology annotation, molecular function: molybdate ion transmembrane transporter activity. The transcript is spliced from 9 exons. Lineage: Eukaryota; Viridiplantae; Streptophyta; Magnoliopsida; Poales; Poaceae. Bases 58 to 1428 code for a protein of 456 amino acids. Gene Ontology annotation, cellular component: membrane. Gene Ontology annotation, biological process: molybdate ion transport. The record is from RefSeq and is a predicted model, not a curated record.
CACCGUGCCGGCGCCACCGCUUCCGGAUCCCACCCCGCCGCGGAUCAAAUCCCGCCGAUGGGGGUGGUGAUCGAGAGGGAGGAGUGGGUGCUCACGCCCCUCGCCUACCCUCUGCUCUCCGCCGCCUCACUCGCCGCCGUCCUCCUCCUCCCCCACUUCUCCCGGUGGCACUCCGCCGUCGUCGCCCCGUCGUCCCCCUCCCCCUUCGACGUCGGAACCACCCCCUUCAUCCGCUUCCGCCGCGCCUUCCUGCUCCUCUUCUCCCUUGCAUCCGUGGUGGAGGGGAUCCAGUUGGUAUUCGGGGAGGAUGAGUUUUCGCGGUGCGGGUUCGGCAGGGAGCAGAUGGCCGCGCGCCUUGCGGCGGCCACGGUCGCCGCGCUCUUUCUUGGCGGUGCCUCUGGCAUUGUCGCUGACAAACUAGGACCACAGCGUGCUUGCAUAUUUUACUGGAUGCUUCAGCUUGUGGUGGGUGCCUUCAAAACUUUCAGUGGGCUUCGUUGUUCAUGGAUCAACAAUUUCAUUUUGGCUCUUGCUUCUUCAAUGUUCUCGUUCUGUUUUGAGACGUGGAUUGUCCUGGAGCAUGAGAAGCAAGGCCAGAAGCAAGAUUUGCUGUUUGAUACCUUUUGGCUGAUGACGUUCUUCGAAUCGGUCUCUCUAGUUGGAAGUCAAGGAAUCACAAAUUUAUUGCUUGAUGAUGAUGACAAAGGAAUCUUGCUUCCGUACUUGUUUGCAGCCUUAGUGUCAACAAUAGGAAUACUGUAUAUCAGAAAAGCACCAGUUACCAGUACAACCCAGCAUGCAUCUGUCAUUGGAAGCUACCAAAAAUCCUUUUUCGCUCAUGUCCUCAGAGACAAAAGAGUGCUGAUCCUGGUCUUAGCUCAAGCAAGUGUCCAGUUCUCUGUAUCAGCCUUUUGGUUUCUGUGGACACCAACAAUAGUGGCUGAUGGAAGGGAUGCUCCGCUGUCCCUAAUCUACCCAUGUUUCCUAGUCUCAAGAAUGGUUGGAAGUGCUGCUUUUCCAUGGUUUUAUGGAGCCAUGGCUCCUCUCCAGAACGAGGAUAGCCUGACAACAGCAUACAUUGCCGCUGGGCUUGCUUUGUCGAUUGUGGCUUAUGAUUACCAGGAGAUUGGGACACUGGUGAUACUGUUCUGCAUCUUCCACGCAUGCGUGGGCUUUAUUUUACCUUCACUAGCAAGAUUUAGGACAAUGUACCUGCCAAACGAACUACGUGGGGGCAUGAUGAGCUUUUCGCUAGCAUUGGCAAAUGCACCUAUCUUCGUUUUCCUCUUACAGGGCGCCUACCAUCGAAACAUCGCCAAUUCAACCAUUCUAGGCCUUGCAGCCUGUGGCCUUUUAUCUGCUGGGGGCUGCAUUCAUAUGCUCAGGCGCUGGAGAAAACACACCCGGCAAAACGCACGUAGCCUGUAGGAUAGACUUCACAACUAGACCUGAAGGGUGUUCUGUUCGUAGCAUAAUGGGUUGACGCAUUUUCUUUCUCGGCUUUUGGUCAUUGGAUCCUCAUGUGGUCACGGUGCACAUUGUCCACGAUCUGAUCACGGGUGUAUCAUACUGGUGUGUGGUGUGGUUUCUGUUAUUAAGUAAAAGAAUAGAUUGUUCAAUCGAGGGUAACACAUCCUGUAGACAUGUAAAGAGGCUGCAUUUCUGCCACAUACUAUGGUGAUUCUGCGAUACAGAAGUUUUUUUUUUCUUGAACA